Messenger RNA from Ipomoea triloba (trilobed morning glory), 2850 nucleotides. RefSeq names its product probable galactinol--sucrose galactosyltransferase 6. The coding region runs from base 16 to 2511 and encodes 831 amino acids. The record is from RefSeq and is a predicted model, not a curated record. NCBI's taxonomy places the organism in Eukaryota, Viridiplantae, Streptophyta, Magnoliopsida, Solanales, Convolvulaceae. The transcript is spliced from 6 exons.
GUUUCAUCAGAUCUAAUGGGACUCCAUCUUCUUUCACCUCCAAUCCACAGUUCGAAAUCCAUUCUCGUUGCUAUAAAUUCUCCAAUUCGCACGCCCUUUCGCACAUUCGAUCCUUUGCUGAAACCUAUUCUGUGUAGAACUAAGCGACCAAACACUUCACCGCUCUUCUCUGCUCCAACACAUUGUCGAAUUUUUGCUUACAAAGGUAGUGGGGUUGAAUUCGAUAAGAAAGAAUCGGCCAUGACGAUCACGCCGGCGGUGAGAAUCAGUGACGGGAAGUUGGUGGUGAAGGACCGUGUAAUACUUACAGGUGUGCCGGAGAAUGUGAUUGCCACUUCCGGGUCGGACUCCGGCCCGGUGGAGGGUGUGUUUCUUGGAGCGGAGUUGGAUGAGAAAAGUAGCCGCCAUGUGGUCUCGUUGGGGACUCUCCGGGAGGUCCGGUUCAUGGCUUGUUUCCGGUUUAAGCUAUGGUGGAUGUCCCAAAUGAUGGGAGAUAAGGGGCGUGACAUUCCUCAUGAAACCCAGUUCUUAAUUUUGGAAACCAAAGAUGGGUCCCAGCUGGAACCCGACGGCGGCGCCGGCGGCGAUGAGAACAAAGUAAUCUACACCGUUUUCCUUCCGUUAAUUGAAGGCCCAUUCCGAGCGUGUCUUCAGGGGAAUUCUCGGGACGAGCUAGAGCUCUGCCUGGAGAGCGGCGAUUCGGCUAUUCUGGGUUCCAAUUUUACCCACGCCGUUUACAUCCACGCCGGAACGGACCCGUUCGCCGCCAUCACGGCGGCGGUAAGCACGGCCAAGCUCCAUCUCAAGACUUUCCGGCAACGGCACGAGAAGAAGCUGCCGGGAUUUGUUGAUUGGUUCGGGUGGUGCACUUGGGAUGCCUUUUACCAGGAGGUUACUCAAGAAGGCGUGGAAUCCGGGCUCAACUCCCUCGCCGCCGGCGGGAUUCCCCCGAAGUUCAUCAUCAUCGACGACGGGUGGCAAUCCGUCGGCAGCGACCCGGAAACCCGCGAGGAGAAGCCAUUAAUGAGGCUCACCGCCAUUAAAGAAAACUCAAAAUUCCAAGACAAGGAAGACCCAACAAUAGGAAUCAAAAACAUAGUAAACUUCGCCAAACAAAAACACGGCGUCAAAUUCGUAUACGUUUGGCACGCCAUUACCGGGUACUGGGGCGGGGUCCGACCCGGGGAGAAGGGAAUGGAGCAAUACGGGUCAAUCUUGAAGUACCCGGAUAUUUCCAAAGGGGUGAUGGAGAAUGAACCUUCAUGGAAAACGGAUCCACUUGCGGUUCAUGGUUUGGGUCUAAUGAACCCGAAAAGUGUUUACAAGUUCUAUAAUGACUUCCAUGGCUACUUAGCUUCAGCUGGGGUGGAUGGGCUAAAGGUGGAUGUGCAGUGCAUAUUGGAGACUCUUGGAGCUGGGCAUGGUGGGCGGGUCGAGAUCACACAGCAAUAUCAUCAAGCUCUCGACGCCUCGGUUGCUAACAACUUCCCUGAUAAUGGCUGCAUUGCUUGUAUGAGCCACAGCACAGAUGCACUUUAUUGCUCAAAGCAAACGGCUGUGAUUAGAGCGUGCGAUGAUUUCUACCCACGCGAUCCGAAAUCACACACAAUCCACAUUUCUGCAGUGGCAUAUAACAGUGUGUUCCUUGGUGAGUUUAUGCAGCCUGAUUGGGACAUGUUCCACUCCCUUCAUCCGGCUGCGGAGUAUCAUGGCUCAGUAAGGGCUCUCAGUGGCGGCCCAGUCUAUGUUAGUGAUGCACCUGGGAAACACAAUUUUGAGCUCCUAAGGAAGCUUGUUCUCCCUGAUGGUUCAAUUCUUAGAGCUCGUUUGCCUGGCCGCCCUACAAAGGAUUGCCUUUUUUCUGACCCUUCUCGAGAUGGUGUUAGCCUCUUGAAGAUUUGGAACAUGAACAAAUACACCGGGGUGCUUGGAGUCUACAACUGCCAAGGUGCAGCAUGGAAUGCAGUUGAGAGGAAGAACACGUUCCACCAAACUGGAACCGAGGCAAUAACAGGAUAUGUUAGGGGCCGUGAUGUUCAUAGCCUCUCCGAAGUUGCGUUGGACUCCAACUGGAGUGGAGACUCUGCUGUAUACUCUCACAACAAAGGCAAUCUCGUCACCCUUCCGUACAAUGCUGCAAUGCCCAUUUCCUUGAAGAUCCUCGAGCAUGACAUUUUCACCAUCACGCCUAUCAAGGUCUUGGCACCGGGGUUCAGCUUUGCACCGUUGGGGCUCGUUGACAUGUUCAAUGCAGGUGGAGCAAUUGAGGGACUCAAGUAUGAAAUGAAGGCCAGUUGCCAAGGUGAAGCUAGUUCUGUGGGUGUAGUUUUUAUUGAGGUUAGGGGGUGUGGCAGAUUUGGUGCUUACUCAUCUGCCAAACCAAGAAAGUGCAGCUUGGGAGGAAAUGUGGUUGAUUUUACAUAUGAUUUGGAUUCUGGUUUGGUCACCUUAAACUUGGAUGACAUGCCUGCAGAAGAUCAGAGAGUUCACAUCAUUGAGAUUGAAUUAUAAGAUGCUAAAUUGUUCUCCACAUUAUUUGGGGAUGAGAAGAGGACACCUACCUCAGAAGAAAUUAAAGAUUCUUCAAGUGACUAACUUCCUCUCUCCCAGGAUUGUUUUCCCACUAUGCAUUGCUCCAAACAUGUUGGAUAAAAAGAUGAAUGAAAGAUUAGAUCCUGAUCUUGGAUUGUAUUAGAACAUUUAUGUAAUUUCAAGCUGAAAAUUUAGUUUGAUUCUUACACCCCAACGAACAAGAUGGAUUUGGACAAAAGAUUUGAAUUCCACAUGGGAUCAUAUGCUUCUAUGUAAUCACAAAUAAGUUUGAUGGCUCAUGUCAAAACUUCAUUUUCA